AUGAUGGAAUCCAUGGAUUUUCACAAAAUAAUGGCUUUCGUCUAUCUUCCAACUAUUCUGAUAGGCCUUCUUGGAAACCUACUGUCCCUUUAUGCUUACAGUCGUCCGAAUAGAAAAUCAAUGGUUGGUUUCUUGCUGUAUUCCUUAUCAAUAUCAGAUAUAUUUCUUCUGGUCUUCGCUCUUCCCCUUUUCAGUAUCAUGUAUUUACCCAUUUGGACUGAUGAGCAGAAAAGUUUUGUGGUCGCCUACACAGCCAAAUACGUGUAUCCGUUGUGCAUGAUGGCGAAAACAUGCAGCCUAUAUAUAAUGGUGCUGAUCACAAUCGAACGGUGGAUUGCAGUUUGUAGACCGCUCGAGGUUCAAAUCUGGUGUCGAUACACAACAUCAUCUUACUCCAUAGCUGCGAUCAUCAUCUUCGCAGUGGUCCUAAACUUUGCCCGUUUUUUCGAAUUUGAAAUAGAAUACAUCGAUGGAUUGGUUUAUUUCAAACGAGAACUAUUGGAUUCUGACAAACAUUGGUGGUACUUCAUGUUCUACUUCAUUGUCAUAUCCAUCAUAUUCGACUACACUGUCCCAUUCGUUAUCAUGUUCGUGGCAAACAUGCUGAUUAUCAGUGAAUUGAGAAGAACAAAAAAAGAACGAAGUCUGAUGACAAUUCAACAACAAAAGGAGCAAAAUACAACUGUGAUGUUGUUGGUUAUCACAAUUUUCUUCGGAUUUUGUCAUUUCUUUUCGAUGGCCUUAAAGCUUGCAGAAAGUUUUGCAGGCGGAUUUUUAACCAUUCAUAACAUUUAUCUAGAAAUGCUCGGAGAAAUCUUCAAUUACUUGAUUAUCAUUCACACUGCUUCUACAUUCUUCAUCUACUACAUAUUUUCGGAGAAGUUCCGACAAAUCAUCAAAGGAAUUUGGAACAACAAACGAAGGUUCAACCGGCAUGGAAGCAGCACAAAAAUUAUAUACAACACAGACACCACGAUUAUAAAAAAGGAAGCUUCCAUGAAAACCAGAUAUACAAGAAUAUCGUCAGGAUAA
This is a messenger RNA of Caenorhabditis briggsae, 1032 nucleotides long. RefSeq names its product Protein CBR-FRPR-4 (gene Cbr-frpr-4). Gene Ontology annotation, molecular function: G protein-coupled receptor activity. NCBI's taxonomy places the organism in Eukaryota, Metazoa, Nematoda, Chromadorea, Rhabditida, Rhabditidae. The record is from RefSeq and is a predicted model, not a curated record. The transcript is spliced from 6 exons. Gene Ontology annotation, cellular component: membrane. Bases 1 to 1032 code for a protein of 343 amino acids. Gene Ontology annotation, biological process: G protein-coupled receptor signaling pathway.